Paramecium sonneborni is the source of this 721-nucleotide messenger RNA. The record is from the annotation of a GenBank genome assembly. Lineage: Eukaryota; Ciliophora; Oligohymenophorea; Peniculida; Parameciidae.
UAUGCAUUAGAAUAAGCAGAAUUAUAUUAAUCUGAAAUUGAUGAAGAUUCAGCUAGAAUAAAAGAGAGUCAUUUAAGUAAAUUUAAAUAAACAAAAAUAACUUUUGAUAAAGGUAGUAGAUGGUAAGCAUUGACACCACCUUAAGUUGAUUCAGAAGGUAAAAAGUUAUAAUGUGAUCCUAAAACAUGUUCAUUACAUUUACAUUCUGUUUCUACAAAAAUGUAAUUUGGUCCAUUUUAUUCAACAAAGAAUUCGAUAGGCUUAAUAUUGGGAACAGGAAAUAUAGGAAAAUAUUUAAGUUGACUAAGUUAAUACUUAUAUGUCAAGAGAUGGAGGUUUAACUUGGUUUGAAAUAGCAAAAGGAUCACAUAUAUAUGAAAUUGGAGAUCAUGGUGGUGUUAUUGUAUUAGCAAGUGAUUAAUAAGCAACAAAGGUAUUAAAAUAUUCGUGGAAUGAAGGAUUAACAUGGGAGAUAUUUUAAUUUAGUGAAUAACCUAUUGAAAUUACAAAUAUAAUAACGGAACCUUCUAAUAUUGGGACAAGGUUUUUAUAUAUGGUACAUCUAAUUUAUAUAUUAAUGAUGAAAAUAUCGAAUAAGGUAAUAUUGUUAAAAUUGAUUUUUCUUCUAUUUAUGGAAGAGAAUGUGUUGGAGAAGAUUAACCUUCAAGUCCAAAUAGUGAUUAUGAAUUGUGGUCACCAACUGGAAAGAUUAAUCCUGAUU